AUGGAUUCAUAUCCAUCGACUGGAACCUCAAAGUUUGUUGACCUACUUAAUAGUCAACAAAUUGUUUCCUUUGGAAACUAUGAAGAUAGUGCUGAACUAUCUUCUUCACAACUUCCAUUUCUAAGCAGUCAAGUUUCCGAAGCCUCAAACUUCGAUGGAGACACUGGUGCAGAGCGAAGAGAGCGACAUAAAUGGACACCAAAGGAUGAUAUUUUGCUCAUCAGCUCGUGGUUAAACACGAGCAAAGACCCUCUGGUUGGGAACGAGCAAAGAUCAGUCGCCUUUUGGUCAAGAAUUACUGCCUAUUUUCAGACAAGUUCAAAGGAUGAUGGCUGCGAACAGAGAGAGCCAAACCAGUUGAAGCACCGUUGGCACAGGAUCAAUGACAUUGUGUCCAAGUUCUGUGGAGCGUAUGAUCUGCUACUAGGGAGAAAAAAGAAGAAAUUCAAUCUAGAACACGCAUGGAGGGAGCUGCGGCAUGAUCAGAAGUGGUGCGACCUUGCCACUGCUAAAAACGAAGGGACAUCGAAGAAGAGGAAGUGUGACGACGGUGCAGAUUCAUCAACCUCUCAAGCAACUGAGAACAAGCGUUCCCUAUGUGUUAAGAGUGCAAAGACAAGUGGUAAGAAGAAGGUGGUAGACGAGAAUUAUGUGAAUGAACGGUUGUCUAAGUUUCAGAGUAUGUGGACAAUCAAACAGGGAGAUUUGGCAAUGAAAGAACGGUUGUCUAAGAUGAGUCUGCUUUACUCUCUUAUUGGAAAAAAGGAACCUCUAGCUGAGUACGAAGAGCCCCUCAAGAAGAAGCUCAUCAAUGACUUGAUAUCUACUUAG
Messenger RNA from Brassica oleracea var. oleracea, 831 nucleotides. Its product is annotated as glutathione S-transferase T3-like. The coding region runs from base 1 to 831 and encodes 276 amino acids. NCBI's taxonomy places the organism in Eukaryota, Viridiplantae, Streptophyta, Magnoliopsida, Brassicales, Brassicaceae. The transcript has 2 exons. The record is from RefSeq and is a predicted model, not a curated record.